This is a messenger RNA of Mycotypha africana, 3730 nucleotides long. RefSeq lists its product as uncharacterized. NCBI's taxonomy places the organism in Eukaryota, Fungi, Mucoromycota, Mucoromycetes, Mucorales, Mycotyphaceae. Gene Ontology annotation, cellular component: membrane. Gene Ontology annotation, biological process: transmembrane transport; heme transport. Bases 196 to 3306 code for a protein of 1036 amino acids. The record is from RefSeq and is a predicted model, not a curated record. The transcript is spliced from 2 exons. Gene Ontology annotation, molecular function: ABC-type heme transporter activity; ATP hydrolysis activity; ATP binding.
AAAAAAAGCUGCAUUUUCUAUUGAUUUUUUACCGGAAACUGCACACUAAAUUCUUUUUAGACUACACUUUCUUCGCUUUCCUUCUCUUUGGGCCUUUACUUAUUUCACUCAUUGAACCAACUUUCCCAUUCAUUCAUUUUGUAAUCAGAAUCGCGUUUUGGGAAUCGAAGGCAAACACUUAAACAACAUCAACGAAUGCUGACCAUAUUCACCAAAGGAUCAAAUCCUUUUCCUCCAUUUUAUUCGAGUGGGGAAUUUUCGUUCACUACUCCACUUUUCCUAACGCCAACUGUACUCCUUGUUUUUAUCCUUUUCGUUGGCUCUAUACGUUAUUUAUAUACAAAACAUGUUUCUUGGCAAGACAUUUCUAGUCCAUUCGUACCACGAGAGAGGAGACUCUCUCCUCUCUCUAAAUUGAUUAUUGGUUUAUCGUGUACUGUAACGGCCACAUUCUUGAUUGAUGCCUUCGUGCUUAUCACCAGAGUCUUUCUCGAAGAAGGAUUGUUGUCCAUUAUGCUCCUGUACUAUAUUGGUGCUUCGUGGGUAGCUUGGGUUAUUGCUUUAGCCUGUUUGAUGGAUGAAUCACACAAAUUUUCCAAGUGGUAUUGGAUUCAAUACACUUUUUUCGCUUUAGCAACUGCUGGUGACACGGUAGUCGCUUGGUUAUGGGCCGUUGGUGUUUGCAAGCCAAGACCAGGUUCGAUCUUCACUAUUUAUGACAACUUACUUUUGGGAAUAUUUAUUGUACGAUAUGUACUUGAGUCAUCAAUAUUUAUCUUAUCAAUUGUACAACUGAUGAACACCAAGCGCCAUAUUCGCCGAUCCUCAGAAACUUCACCUUUACUUGGGAAUGCUUCAAAUUAUGGAGCAACUAUCAGUAAUAACGCAGCCGAUGAAGUUAUCACAACAUCAAAAAUGGAUGAAAAUCGUAGCGGUUAUCACGACUUUUUCAACAAGCUCAGAAAAGUAAUGCCUUAUAUUUGGCCCCACAAUGACCAUAAAUUGCAAUAUUUGGUUAUAGUCUGUUUUCUCCUCAUGAUUUUCGGCUUGUCAAUCAAUGUCUUUACGCCUUUGCAAAUUGGUUCCGUAGUCGACAAAUUCAACAAAGAACCAGAAACCUUUGCUUGGGCAGCUGUUUUAAUUUAUGUUGGCUUCAAGUUCUUACAAGGCGGUUCAGGUCUUAUUCAGGCUUGUCAGAAUUGGUUAUGGAUUCCCAUCGGACAGUUUACCACGCGUGAAAUUUCUAUCAAAUUCUUUGCCCACCUCCAUAGUUUAUCAUUACAUUAUCACAUUAAUCGUAAAACUGGUGAGGUAUUACGUGUUGUCGAUAGAGGUACCAACAGUAUUGUCAAUAUUUUAUCACAAAUUUUGUUCCAAAUCGUUCCUGCUCUAGCCAACAUCUUGAUCGCCGUUGUUGUAUUUUCCGUGAGGUUCUCGUUACCUUUCGGUCUCAUUGUGUUUAUUACAAUGGCACUCUAUCUUUACGUUACCAUAACUAUGACAGAAUGGCGUAAUGCUUUCCGUCGGAAGAUGAUUGAAUUGGAUCACGUAGCUCGUGGCAUCGCUGUGGAUUCGUUAUUAAACUUUGAAACCGUCAAGUACUAUAAUGCAGAGGGAUUCGAAGUUAGACGUUAUCAUGAUGCGAUUAUUGAAUCUCAAAAGGCUGAUUACAAAAAUUCGGUUUCCUUGAAUGUACUUAACUUGGCACAGAAUGCUGUUAUCACAUCAGGGCUCUUGGCAGGUUCCUUGCUGUUCGCUUACGAAGUAUCUCUUGGUAAGUUGACUGCUGGUGACUUCGUCUCGUUCAACGUUUAUAUGAUGCAGUUGUAUACACCACUUCAUUUCUUUGGAACCUAUUAUCGUAUGCUUCAGCAAAAUUUCAUUGAUAUGGAAAAAAUGUUUGAUCUAUUCGAAGUCGAAGAAACAGUAAAGGAUGCAGAAAAUGCAGUUGAAUUAUAUGUUACUGAGGGCCAUGUCAAGUUCGACAAUGUUUCCUUCUCUUACGAUCAGCGCCAAACUGCCUUAAACGGUAUAUCCUUCACUAUUCCUAAGGGCGCUACAGUUGCUUUAGUGGGCCCUUCUGGUGGUGGUAAAUCUACAAUCCUCCGUCUUUUAUUCCGUUUUUACGAUCCGCAAUCUGGUCAUAUUUAUAUCGACGGUCAAGAUAUUGCUAGUGUGAAGCAAGCUUCUUUACGAAAGAACAUUGGCGUUGUACCCCAAGAUACCGUUUUGUUCAAUGAUACCAUUCUUUAUAAUAUUCGUUAUGGUGAUGUAAAUGCAUCUGAUGAAGACGUCUACCGUGCUGCUAAAGCUGCACAGAUCCAUGACCGCAUUUUGUCCUUCCCUGAUGGUUACAAUACCAAGGUUGGUGAACGAGGUCUUCGUCUCAGUGGUGGUGAGAAACAGCGUGUCGCUAUUGCCAGGACCAUUUUAAAAAAUCCUCCUAUUAUUCUCUUGGAUGAGGCUACUAGUGCUUUGGAUACAACCACAGAGCGUAAUAUUCAAGAAGCUUUGGCUGAUAUGACAAAGGACCGCACAACCUUAGUUAUUGCCCAUCGACUUUCGACUAUCAUCAACGCAGAUUUAAUUUUAGUUAUUAAGGAUGGCAAAGUAGUUGAAUCGGGCAGCCACGAGUCUUUAUUGCGUGGUGCUCAAACUGGUCAAAAUGAUGGAAUUUACAGAGAAAUGUGGCAGAAACAACUUGAUGAUGUUCAUGAUGAUAAUCAAAGUGCAACUGUUAGUGGAGCAUCAACUCCUAAAGAUAAAUCAGCUGAAACAAGCGGUAUAGCUCCUGUCAUUAUUGACCAACCUAUGAAACAGGUUGUUAUCGAAAAAAUAACCGAGCCAGUAGUAACAGAUACGCCUCCCUCAAAAUCUGCUAUCAAAGAAGGCCUGAAUGAAGAGGUUACGAAGCAAUCUUUAAUUGAUGAAACAAGAAAUGAUACACAGAGAAAGUCUAAUCAAGACAAUGCAGUGAUUGAAGAAACAAAAGAACUCGAUAAAGCACAGGUUUUCUGUGAGAGUAGCCCAUCAGCACAAGAUAAGGAGGAAAUAGACAACAUUGAUACUCAAAAUGAAGAAGUGGAUAUUGAAGAUCAGAAUUCAGAACUGACCUCAAGUCAGAAUGGUUUCGAUAAAGAAGAUGAACAAGGCGAAAACGAAAUUGAUGACACCGAUAAGGCCAAUACAGACGAUGUGAACACAGAUGAUAUCACCUUAAAGAAGAAUGAGAGCACGUCAACUUCGGGCGGUAACAAUAAAUCGCGUCGAAAUAGAAGAAGAAAGAAUAGACGAGGCAAGAAAUAAACUUAAUAAUUCAAUACGAGUUUAAAUUCAGACAGUUCAUUUGGACGAUUCAAUUAAUUCUUCAGAUGUUCAGCUUAUCUUUUUUGAAUAAAUAAAAAAAGAACAAAUUAGACAAGAUAAGCGUUGGUUUGAGAAUAUGAAUUUGUCAUUAGACUUUUUUUUUAAUCUGUAACUAAUCAUGGCUUUUCCCAACUCCCAACACUUUUCUUGGUCAGCGGAGUCCAUCUCGGCCUCCAAGCCCAAGAAUCAUUCUAAACGCUCCUAUGCCCAAGUGGUCACGGCAUCUAAACGUGUUUCGCUGAUGCAUAAAGGCAUCGAAGCUCCUGAUAUUGAUGAAGGCACGACUUAUAGUCGCCUUCAAACACGUGUCUAUAGGUCCUCACGUACAAUGGGGGCCUUUUUAUUAUCUAUUUCAUCGGUUCUC